AUGAGACACAGACGCACGCACGCACCGCCAAUGAGACACAGACGCACGCACGCACCGCCAAUGAGACACAGACGCACGCACGCACCGCCAAUGAGACACAGACCCACGCACGCACCGCCAAUGAGACACGACGCACGCACGCACGCACCGCCAAUGAGACACAGACGCACGCACGCACCGCCAAAUGAGACACAGACGCACGCACGCACCGCCAAUGAGACACAGACGCACGCACGCACCGCCAAUGAGACACAGACGCACGCACGCACCGCCAAUGAGACACAGACGCACGCACGCACCGCCAAUGAGACACAGACGCACGCACGCACCGCCAAUGAGACACAGACGCACGCACGCACCGCCAAUGAGACACAGACGCACGCACGCACCGCCAAUGAGACACAGACGCACGCACGCACCGCCAAUGAGACACAGACGCACGCACGCACCGCCAAUGAGACACAGACGCACGCACGCACCGCCAAUGAGACACAGACGCACGCACGCACCGCCAAUGAGACACAGACGCACGCACGCACCGCCAAUGAGACACAGACGCACGCACACACCGCCAAUGAGACACAGACGCACGCACCGCCAAUGAGACACAGACGCACGCACCGCCAAUGA
Knipowitschia caucasica is the source of this 630-nucleotide messenger RNA. Lineage: Eukaryota; Metazoa; Chordata; Actinopteri; Gobiiformes; Gobiidae. The record is from the annotation of a GenBank genome assembly.